Clonostachys rhizophaga is the source of this 1008-nucleotide messenger RNA. The record is from the annotation of a GenBank genome assembly. Lineage: Eukaryota; Fungi; Ascomycota; Sordariomycetes; Hypocreales; Bionectriaceae.
AUGCUUCGCUGGGGUGUUCUCGGCACGAGCUUCAUCUCAAACACGGUGGUGUCCGCCAUUAACGCCAGCCCCGAUUCUCAAGUCAUCGCCGUCUUUGGGCGAAACGCGGAACGACUGGCCUCUUUCGCAGAGAAACACGCAAUCACGCACCGAUUCCAGACCAUCGAAGAGCUCGUGGCGCACUCGGACGUGGAUGUCAUCUACGUCGGACUCCCCAGCCACCUCCAUGCUGAGGCAUCCAUCGCCGCAGCCAAGGCGGGCAAGCCGAUCCUGUCCGAGAAGUCCCUGACCACAACAAUGAAGGAUGCCCACGCUCUCAUCGCCGAGGUCAAGCAGCAGAACGUCUUCUUCCUCGAGGGCCUCAUGUAUCUAAGCCACCCGGUCAUGGCCAAGUUCGCCGACAUCAUCCGCUCUGGCGCCCUGGGCGAGAUCCGCGGCGUCUCGGGCUACUACGCCGCCAACAUCUGGAAGAAGGCCAAUCCGUUGGGCAUGGGUACUAUCUACAACCUCGGAUGUUAUCCCGUCUCUCUGCUUCACUGGGUGAUCCAAGUCGCUUCCGGCAAGGAUGCCUUCAAACAGCGCAAGGUCACUGGGCUGGGCAACCUUGCCGAGGAUGGCUCCCACAUUCGUGACGCAUCGCUGAAUGUGCGGUUUGGAAAUGGAGUGCUCGCCACGAUCCAGUCGACGGACAGCUUUGGAAACGACUCUGCGUUUGUGGUGCAGGGAGAUAAGGCUUCGCUGCGAUUCCGCACGAAUCCAUGGCUUCCGCCAGCUGGAAAGAGCAUCAUGGAGCUCAAACCAUACAAAGGAGAAGUUGAGGAGAUUGUAGUGGAGUCGCCGUUGGAUGCCUUUGGAUGGCAGGUCAAGAAUGUCGAGUCCUGCAUUGCGAGGGGAGACAAGCAGGCUGCACGGCCGUCUCCUACCUGGGAGGACUCGCUUGAGAUCAUGGAGUUGCUUACUGAGUGGGAGGCAGCCAUCUUUGCGAAUGCUAGCGGCGAAAAGCAAUGA